Messenger RNA from Saccostrea echinata, 1894 nucleotides. Its product is annotated as E3 ubiquitin-protein ligase TRIM45-like. Gene Ontology annotation, molecular function: zinc ion binding. The transcript has a single exon. The record is from RefSeq and is a predicted model, not a curated record. The annotation marks the transcript as partial. Lineage: Eukaryota; Metazoa; Mollusca; Bivalvia; Ostreida; Ostreidae.
AUUCAAACUAUGGCAACGCCGCUAAAAGACAUUCCAAUCGUUGAGGAUGUGACUCUUUGCUCAAUAUGCUUCGAGAAGUUUAAAAAACCCAGGUACCUUCCUUGUUCUCAUUCGUUUUGUCAAAGUUGUUUAUCGUCCUAUAUUGUCAGCAUUUGCGCGUCUACGGAACCACGUUUGGGAUUUAACUGUCCAUUAUGCCGUGAGUACAUUCCUUGUAAAGGCACUUUUGAUAAGCCCGAAGAAUUGGUAAACUUGUUCCCUGUGAAUAACCUUUUGGAAAAAAUUAUUGAGAAAGGCGAUCAGCUGAAUUGCGAGUCCUGUCUUAGGGAUAACGAGGAAGAAGAAGCUUCCGCCUAUUGUGCCACGUGUAUGGAAAAUUUAUGUCAAGUUUGUACAAAAUGUCAUAAGAAAGGUUUGGUCACGAAGGACCAUAGACUGUACCUUCUCAGUGAAAUAAAGUCAUCAAGCAUUGUUCCCGAAUCGGUUUCAAACUUAACCUGUUCAAAUCACAAAAACAGAGAGAUAGAAUUAUUUUGCAACGAUCACGAAAAACUAUGCUGUACAAUGUGUGUAAGCACGGAGCACAGAAAAUGUGAAAGUGUUGAUACUGUUGAAAUAGCUGCAUCAAAUUUAAGAGAAAGUGGUAAACUUGGCGGUCUGUUAAAUGACGUGAGGAAUCUGGAGAAGAAACUCAUAGGUUCCAAGGCUAGGCAAGAGAAAAACGUUACUGAAAUAGAAGAUACUGUGGAUGACAUCACGGAAAAAGCAGAAAAGGAGUUCAAUACUAUAGUUGAUCAUUUGGAGAAGCUUAAAAAUGAGCUUUUACAAGACAUUUCUGUAAUAGGAAAACAAAAUAAAGAAAAAUUAAGGAAAAGUAUAGAGAUUGUUGCUGACGGAGUUCAAUGUUCAAAGUCUUGUGGUGAUAAGAUUGAAAGAGCCAUUGUGAAGGGUGGUGAUGUUGAAUUAUUGAUGGAAUAUUACUCAGCAAGGGCCACUCAAGACCAGAUGAAUUGUUUUCAUUUUAAAGAGAAAAAUAUCAGCAUAUUAGAAAAUAGAUCCGAAUUGUUGAAACAAAUUAAAGACUUGAAAAGUCUAUCACAGAUAGAAACCCUUGAAUUUGAACCAGAUGUCUUUCCUGGGUACGAAAAGGAACUGUCUUUGAAAAGAGAAUUUAGCCCGUCCAAUGUUAAUAUUUGCAGCGGAACUUUUCUUUCAAAUGGUUCAUUUAUUGUUGCAAAUCAUCUCUCAAAUGGUGGGUGUAAUAUUUAUGAUAAUGGUUUGACAUGCAUAAAAACUAUUGCAGGACUUAGUGAUCCUUUUGCAGCAGCUGAAUAUGGAACUGAGUUGUUUAUUACUUGCCUUGGCACAAAAUCUAUUAAGGUUUUCUCUUCUUCUGAUUACUCAGAAAAAAGAAGCAUUAAAUUAAAUAUUGACGUUUAUGGAAUAACUUGCAGAAAUGGGGUGUUCUAUUUGGCAUGUGGAGACAAAAUUAUAAAGAUCGAUUCAAGUGGGGAAAGACUUAAAGAAUACAAAACAGGGAAACGUGUUGUACACCUUCUUGGGUUGAAUCGUGUUAAUCUUAUAUACAGCAACAAGGAAAAGCACACAGUUACUGCGAUAAAUGAAGAGGGUGAUGCUCUUUGGGAAUACAAAGCAUCUAAUCUGAAACUUCCAUAUGGACUAGAAAGGGAUAGUGAUGAUAACAUUUUUGUUGCUGGUACAGAGAGUGAAAACAUCCACAUACUGUCCUACACUGGAGAGGCUAUUAGAAUUUUCGAUUGUGUGCAGAAACCAAUCUUUUUAGCCAUAAAUAAACAGAUGCAGGUUUACUAUGUUUGUAGUGAAUAUAAGAAAAUUAAGGUUUAUGAAUUGAAAUAAAGCUAUAAAAACUUUA